Messenger RNA from Amoebophrya sp. A25, 1270 nucleotides. Lineage: Eukaryota; Dinophyceae; Syndiniales; Amoebophryaceae. The record is from the annotation of a GenBank genome assembly.
CCAAUAUCUCCUAAAUGAGAUCUCAGCGGAAGCGGUGUGCUGCAUUUUCAUUCUGCUUUUCUUAGCCAAAAAGUUGUAUCAACAAUAUCCUCGAGCUUCUCUCGUCCGAUUUUCCUUUCGCUUUCGCGGUAGUUUCAAACUGGUAACACUACGUAGAAGUAACGUCUGUAACUACGUACCUCUAUCACAGAACGCUACAACUCAAAAAAGAAAAAUGUCCACCGUCACACCAAUCACCGAUCUCUCCCAGACUGUGUCUGUGGGAUCGACACGCUGGUUAAAACUGGAAACUCUCACCUACACCGACCAGACUGGCAAGGAGCGCAAGUGGGACCGCGCUGUGCGUGCUACGAAACAAAGCGAGACCUCAAUCGACGCUGUGGCUAUUCUUGCCACUUUAGUUGACACAGCGACUGCUUCAUCCAGUAUUCUUCUAGUGAAGCAAUUUCGUCCAGCCGUCAACGCUUACACCUUGGAGCUACCAGCAGGCUUAGUCGACAAGAAUGAAAGCACAGGCACCGCGGCACUGAGGGAACUCAAAGAAGAAACAGGAUAUGUCGGCAAAAUCGUCUCAUGUGGGGAACUCCAAGACACAUCCGGCUUCCCUUUGUCUCCAGGCAUGAGCAACGAAAGCGUCUCUCUCGUUGAAGUUACGGUGGACCUCAGUUUACCGGAGAACCAACAUCCCUUGCCGUCGCCGGAUGAAGGUGAGUUCGUCCAAGUGUUUAAGGUGUCGAAGAACAAUCUGCUGGCAGAACUGACUAGACUGCAAAAAGAGGAUCCGAAAGUGCAGAUCUUUAUAGGGCUGUGGACCUUGGCAAGAGGAAUAGAAUUAGGGAAGGCGAUGAUGAAGUAGAAGGUUGCAGAGACAACUACAUCUUGUUCAUGGACUUCACUUUUUUGAAAUCCGCUUUGUCCGCGGCUUGUUUGCUAUAAUCCGCGGAUUCACCUCAUAUGAAAAAAGGAACAUGAUCAUGUUUCCCUCUCAUUCCCUUUCGUGGCUACUUUUUAGAGGCAGCAUUACCAUCAGUACAAGAAUUGCCUUUACCGCGCGUGUUUGCUUGAUGACGAACAAAUGAUCUUUCAUUCAAGUUUUUAUUGAACAUGAACGCACCUCCAUUGACGCCGACACUCAUUCCAUCCUCUCAGAAUCCUCCAAACAAGGAGAACGCAAAGUGACAACUGAUCGAAAUCGCCAUUGGAUUGGAGGUGCAAUGUUGCAUCUGUUGAUUCUAUUGGAAAAGUCUGAUGCGUUCCUGGACCUGAUUCC